Thlaspi arvense is the source of this 2358-nucleotide messenger RNA. NCBI's taxonomy places the organism in Eukaryota, Viridiplantae, Streptophyta, Magnoliopsida, Brassicales, Brassicaceae. The record is from the annotation of a GenBank genome assembly.
AAGAAAAUGAUGAAAAUGAGAAUUAAGAAGUGGGCAAAUGUUUGAGAAACAGCAGAGAGAGAGAGAGAGAGAGAGGUAGGCCCAUUCUCUCUCCAUAAUGAGAAUCAUGCUUUUCUGAGUUUCUCUCUCCUCUUCCAUUCCUUUUAUCUCAUUCUUCUUCCUCAUUUACAGCCCAACUCCACUAUCUUCAUCAUCAUCAUAAGCACUAAUCUCGAGGAGAUAAAGAAACACCUCUCUCUUUCUCUCUCUCUCACCUUCCCUCUUGGUCCUUGCGUUUCAAAGUUUCUUCCUUUUGGGCGGGUUUUCAGGAAAUUUUGUAUUUUUCUCUUUUGGGGAACGUUUCUUUAAUUUCUGUGUUUCUUGUAGUUGUGGGUUUUGUCUCUAGUUAGUUCUUGCUACUGUGUCACGCUUUUCUCUAGCUGAUAAGCUUGUGACGAGUAUAUGAUUAUUCUGAGUUUUUGUCUGGCCUUCUAAUAAAAGUCUCCAUUUUUUUCUUUCUAUUGUUAAGUGAUGGGUACCGAGGAGAAGCCUCUCAAUCCUAUUGAUUCAAGCCAUGGUGAUUCUUCCCCUGCUUCAAGUCAGAAGGCCGAAGGAUCCUCUGCUAUAACAGAAGAGACUUCUGGAAAUGUUCAACAAUGGAGGCGAAAGAACCUAUCUUUGCAGAUACCCUCCAGAGAAGCUGGUCUCUCUCCUGAAGAUUCGGUUGUAAUCAAAAUAGCUCCAACGCCUAGUCCAACUCCAAGAAGAGUAAACUUUGCUUUGACUUCGAGUUCUCCUGGUCAUGCUCCUACUACUUCUUCUUCUUCUUCUGCUGCUGCUGUUCCUCCGCGGGGCAAAUCAUCCCUGAAGAAUCUAAUCCCAAAAGUUGGUUUCAAACCAAAAACCUCUAAUACCGAUAUCGAGAAGGGACAAGGGGAUGUAUGCUCUCCUCCUGCAUUGCAGGAGAAGGCUUCGAUUUCGAGGUCACUAUCACUUUCAAAGCUGUUUACGCCUAGGAUCAAGAGAACUUCAUCUCUACCUGUGACUCCCGUUAUUCUUUCAAGCUCAGAGUCAGCUCACGGAGGAAGCAUUGCUGCUCCUCAAACUCCAAGUAGCAAAGGGAGGGUGAAGAUAGCUCGCUCUCGCUCUGUGCCUGUUAAUGACAAGGAAGCAAGCCUUAAGGGAAUGGAUUCGUUCUUCAGAGUAGUUCCUUCGACUCCUCGAGUAAAGGAAGGAGACAUUUUCCCAAAUACAUCAGAGGCUGGUAAUACUGGUAGGCUCAUGUUUCAAUCGGUUAUAUGGUUUCUUUUUUUUCAUAGAUAUUUGUUUACUCAGUACAAUUCUAUCUUAAUGUAUCCAACAGAGACAGGUGAUGCUGAUGGAGAAGACAUACCUGAGGAUGAAGCAGUUUGUAGGAUUUGUUUGGUAGAGCUCUGUGAAGGAGGGGAAACCUUAAAAAUGGAGUGUAGUUGCAAAGGUGAACUUGCUCUUGCCCACAAAGACUGUGCUCUUAAAUGGUUCACCAUAAAGGGUAACAAGACCUGUGAGGUUUGCAAGCAAGAAGUUAAAAACUUGCCUGUAACACUCCUACGGAUACAAAGCAUGCGAAAUUCUGGUGUUCCUCAGCUAGAUGUCACUGGUUACAGGGUUUGGCAGGAGGUCCCGGUUCUAGUGAUCAUCAGCAUGCUCGCUUACUUCUGCUUCCUCGAGCAGCUCCUGGUUGAGAAAAUGGGUACAGGUGCAAUCGCAAUAUCACUGCCGUUUUCUUGUAUUCUUGGUCUUCUUGCAUCCAUGACCGCAUCAACAAUGGUAAUGAGAAGAUUUGUCUGGAUUUACGCAUCUGUCCAGUUUGCUUUGGUGGUUCUCUUCGCCCAUAUAUUUUACUCUGUGGUUCAGUUGCAACCAGUUCUGUCGGUUCUUCUGUCAACAUUUGCUGGAUUUGGAGUCUGCAUAUGCGGAAGUUCAGUGAUGGUUGAGUUUGUGAGAUGGAAACGAAGAUGGCGAGCAAGAAGGCUCGAGCAGCAGCUGAACCAUGCUCAGACGCUGCAGCCACCGCAACCGCUGGAUGCAACAACCUCUCAGCAUCAUCCAAAUGCCUCAUAGAGCCAGGAAGCGGAAGAUCAUUUUUACAGUUAUAAAGUAGUUGUUGGUUAAUGUUAUGUGAAGAUUUGUUGUACAAAAGAAAAAGCGAGAGUGAUGAAGGAAUGCUUAAGAUUGUUCUUUUGUUGGUCUUGCUUCUUUGUAUUGUUGUAACUUGUGAGUUUGUAACUUUUGAUUCCUCAAUCUCUGCAAAUGAAAUUGUUUGUAGUAGUAUUGGUUAACUUUUCAUGUAUAAUAAAUUUGGUAGCUAUGCUUAAAUGUUAUAUCAGAUUAAGUAUA